UAGUAUAGAUAAUUAGCAAAAGCUACAUAUUUCCUUCUCCUGUCUUGUUAUAAUAAUAUAUUUUUCCAAAAAGUUUUUGUGAAUUUUGUAAAUCAUGUCCCAAGUUUAUCGAAUUGUGUCCAAAAUCUUUGUAACACAUUUUUCUAAUUUGUUCGGUGCAGUGAUGUGAAAUGUAACAGACAUACAUACGAGUUGUUUUCGAAUUAGUAGGGAUCUAUCAUGUAUGUAUUUACGGAUAGCGAUAAACUAUGACCCUAUGACUCAGUUCUCGGUAUAUAGUACAGGUUUAUUAAGCGACUCGUCAGUAAUUAUUCGACAACUAAGGAAUGAUGUUGAAAAUAAUACUAUGCGGCCUUUUGGUCGCCGUCAAUGGAGCGCCAAAAUAUAAGCAACAAUUCUUUCCCGGGACAUUUUGGACACAAUUCAACAAACAUUUUGAGGAGUUUGGAAAUCGUACGAACCAUCCAUUUGACGACGUCAAGUUUCCCGUUACCAUGAGUGACGGUCGAAUAAAUGGUGAUAAAUAUGAGAUAAUACUUCCUAUGCCUGGUUUAAAAAAGGAUGAGAUAUCAGUGACGUCGCGCCACCGACAUCUCGAGAUUGAUGGGCACAGCGCUGAUGGUUUCGUUGAUGUCUACAUCAGCAGACCCUUACCACGCUACGUCCAUGCAUCGGGUAAUUGGACAUAUGAGGAUAGCAUGCUGAAAAUAGUUUUCCCCAUACUGAAACAUACGCAGUCACCGUUUGGUAAUAAACCUACUUCUGUCCCCGUGAUCAUACCAAAUGUGGUUAUUGAUAAUAAUAGGACUUCUGAUUCUCUUGGGAAUGGAAACAACGAGAAUUCUGAAAUGACAUCGAAGAAAGAAAAACGAACAGAUUUGGACGAUGAAAUGAUAAAAUAGAAGACAGUGAAUGUUUAAAGAGUUAGUAGUUAGUAAAGUAGAUUGUGACUAACACGAAAUGGAAGUCAGCGUACAUAUUAUGUUAUUUACACACUUAUCGCUCCAUUAUACGCCUUUAUGCUGUUCUUAACAAGAGAGGAAAAUACGAUACCUAUGUAUUUUAAAAUGAGGGACUUGAAUAUGUAUACCUCACAGGUUUCGAUUGCCCACAAAUUAUACGAAAAUUACAAUAUUUACUUUUCAAAAUGUGUGAAUGAUCGUUAUCAGAAAUAAAGUUUUGUAUGUGUUAAAUGUUUAA
Molecule: messenger RNA, 1200 nt
Organism: Colias croceus (clouded yellow)
Lineage: Eukaryota; Metazoa; Arthropoda; Insecta; Lepidoptera; Pieridae
Exons: 1
Coding region: 327-902 (191 amino acids)
Source: RefSeq, a predicted model, not a curated record